This is a messenger RNA of Rhinocladiella mackenziei CBS 650.93, 1614 nucleotides long. RefSeq lists its product as uncharacterized. Gene Ontology annotation, biological process: 5-phosphoribose 1-diphosphate biosynthetic process; purine nucleotide biosynthetic process. Gene Ontology annotation, cellular component: ribose phosphate diphosphokinase complex; cytoplasm. The coding region runs from base 1 to 1614 and encodes 537 amino acids. NCBI's taxonomy places the organism in Eukaryota, Fungi, Ascomycota, Eurotiomycetes, Chaetothyriales, Herpotrichiellaceae. The record is from RefSeq and is a predicted model, not a curated record. The transcript has a single exon. Gene Ontology annotation, molecular function: ribose phosphate diphosphokinase activity; magnesium ion binding.
AUGCGCGGUGUCAAAGUCUUCUCCGGUAGAUCUCAUCCCGCCCUUGUCGAAUCCAUCUGUCAACGACUGGGCUCUUCCCCUGCCAAAUGCGACCUGGGCAACUUCGCCAAUGGAGAGAUCAGUGUUCAAAUCGGCACCUCAGUGAGAAACGAAGACGUCUUCAUCGUCCAGAGUGGCAGUCCCAGCAUCAAUGACAGUGUCAUGGAAAUGCUCAUCAUGAUUGCUGCGUGCAAGGGCGGCUCAGCCAAAUCUAUCACUGCGGUCAUGCCGUACUUUCCCUACUCCCGCCAAUCCAAGAAAAAGAGCCACCGGGGGGCCAUCACGGCAAAAAUGCUCGCCAAUCUCAUAGUCGUGGCCGGCGUCGACCAUGUCAUCACGGUUGAUUUACAUGCAUCACCAAUGCAAGGUUUCUUUGGGAAGCCUGUCGAUAACCUGUAUUCAGAACCAAUCAUUGCCCGAUGGAUCAGGGCCAAUGUGCCCCGUUGGAGGGACGCGGUCGUUGUGAGUAAGAAUGUGGGCGGCACCAAACGAGUCACCUCACUGGCCGAUGCUCUCAAGCUGAGCUUCGCGUUGGUGUCUACUGAUCGAGACCGGUCUCGGCCUUCACACCACCAGAACAGCAUGAUGGACAGUACUAUCUUCUUCGAUGCUAUAGAGCCUCAAUCUCUCCGCGUCCGACAGGGUCUCUGCGACGAGGAUGAUGGAGAUGAAGCUGACCUAGAGCCCGAAAACCCCCUCGACUGGGAUCGUCGAACCGAACUUCCUCACCGCACGAAGGGCUCCACAGUGAAUGUCGUGGGCCGUCCGGCCAUACCAAAAGCUAUUACAAUCGCAUCGAGCCCCCUUGUCCAGACAGCAGUGGUGGAGCCAUCAUCCCCCUCAGAAUCUCCUGGUCGACUGAGCCGCGCUGAGACGGUUCCGAGCGCCCGUCGACCCUCUGAAUACGAAGCCAGCGAAGCCCACAAUGAUGAGAGAGCACGCGAUGUAAUCGUGGGCCGAUUAAUCCAGGGCCAUUUGGUAAACGAAGACCACCCCCCUCCGGCGGCAGGCUCCGGCGUUUCCACCUCCUUCUCCGGCUUUCCCGGCGAUCGCAUCCUGCAAGAUGCGUUGGGAAAUCCCGCGUAUGAUCCAAUGACCUCUUCCUUCAUGUCCAACGCGUCAUCCUUUCAACCCGAACAUGCCCUUGGUGGUACUUUCGACGCUGCUGCAACUUCAGAUGAAGAAGAGCAGGGUAUCCAAAACCCCGACCUUGAACACACCAUCACCCUUGUGGGAAACGUCAAGGAUAGGACGGUUCUUUUGAUGGAUGACAUUCUUGAUAGAUCCGGUUCUUGGAUCGCUGCUGCGGAGACCUGUGUUAAGAUUGGUCAUGCCAAAAAAGUGUAUUGCAUAGCCACCCACGCGCUAUUUGGCGAAGACUCCUUGGAAGAUUUGGAAGACUGCGAUUGCAUCGACUAUAUCGUCGUGACAAAUACCUUCCCUGUCGCGCCGGAGCGAGUACGGGCGUCUAAGAAGCUGAUCAUGAUCGACCUCUCAAAUCUCCUGGCUGAAGCAAUCCGACGCAACCAUCACGGAGGUAAGAGCAAGCCAAUUGCUUGGAGAGUCCUUGGCUAA